AGUUCAGAGUGUGCUCUUACGCUGUAAUCCCGGCGUUUUGUUCGCGGGCGACGAAACAAACAAAUCUUCACUACGGCGCUGAUGAAAUCAACUGUAACUCUAGAAGAAGUAGUGAAUAAAUUAGAUCACCUUGCUUCACCGUUAUCAACCAGAAUGCCUAACAUCAAAGUUUUCAGUGGUAGCUCCCAUCCCGAUUUGGCGCAAAAAAUCGUUGACCGUCUCGGAAUUGAUCUUGGCAAAGUGGUAACCAAGAAAUUUAGUAACAUGGAAACGUGUGUGGAGAUUGGUGAAUCUGUGCGAGGGGAAGAUGUUUACAUCGUACAGAGUGGAAGUGGUGAAAUUAACGAUAAUCUAAUGGAGCUACUUAUUAUGAUAAAUGCUUGUAAAAUAGCAUCCGCAUCCCGUGUAACCGCCGUCAUCCCGUGUUUCCCUUACGCUAGACAGGAUAAAAAAGACAAAAGCAGGGCUCCUAUCACUGCCAAACUUGUCGCUAACAUCUUAUCAGUAUCCGGGGCAGAUCAUAUAAUAACAAUGGAUCUUCACGCGUCACAAAUUCAAGGUUUUUUCGAUAUCCCCGUUGAUAACCUUUUCGCGGAGCCGGCUGUAUUGAAGUGGAUUAAAGAAAAUAUUCCUGACUGGAAAACUAGCAUCGUCGUAUCUCCCGAUGCUGGUGGAGCUAAGAGGGUAACAUCGAUUGCAGAUCGCUUAAAUGUUGAGUUUGCUCUUAUCCACAAAGAACGGAAAAAGGCUAAUGAGGUUGCUUCAAUGGUACUGGUAGGUGAUGUAAAGGACAGAAUCGCUAUCUUAGUUGAUGACAUGGCAGAUACCUGUGGAACUAUCUGUCAUGCUGCAGAAAAAUUAAUAGAAGCUGGAGCUACUAAAGUAUAUGCAAUUCUAACUCAUGGCAUUUUCUCUGGUCCUGCAAUUUCUCGUAUCAAUAAUGCCUGCUUAGAAGCUGUGGUUGUGACUAACACUAUACCCCAAGAAAGGCACAUGCAAGACUGCCCUAAAAUUCAAUGUAUUGAUGUGUCGAUGAUGUUAGCAGAAGCUGUUCGGCGUACGCAUAAUGGAGAAUCUGUUUCCUAUCUAUUUUCUAAUGUUCCAUAUUAGUUUAAUCUUUAUUUUCAAUGUUAUUAGAUUAAGGUCUCCAACAUCAGUAAAAGCUGCUUGUCAAUUGACUAUAAUUUUUUAUUGUUAUAAAAAUAUUGUCUGUUUGCUACAAACGCUAAUUCUGAUGAUAGGUUUAUUCAAAGCAAUAAAUCAAAAUGUUGGAGCCAUCAUUUUAGUUUUAGAUAUAAUCUCAUUAAGUUAAUAUAAGAAUAGCAUUGUUUCAUAGUAAUGUCAAUGCAUAAAAUGUUUUUAAAAGAACAUUUUAUUUUAUAAGAAAUAUAUAUUGUUACAAAAUUUUCAUGACAUAAGUAUUUUUCACAUUGUGUAAAUGUAAACCUUACCUGCCAUAAAUAUAAUAGGUAUACUAAACUGUGCAUUUACAUAAAUAUUAGUAUAAUGUGAGCAAUUUUUGUAAAGUAUUUCUGGAUUUCUUUAUAUUUUAUAUACUGAACUAUUGAAAUUCAUCCAGCCUUUACAAAUAUUCACUUAUAUUUUCAGUUAUUUCUUUUUUUUUUUUUUAAUAUUAAAAGACAUGUUUUUGCAUAAUGAAUUAAAAAGAAUGGUAUGUAUCUGUAUAGUUUGUAAAAUUAACUAAAAUAUACACAAUGGCAACUUUAACAUAGCAAAUAUGUGGCCUUUAAUGUUAUAUGUUCUAAAUGAAAUUAGUUGUAGCGAGUAUCUUGUAAUUGGUUUCUAUGUUGUAUGUAAAAAAUUGUAUGAAUGCAAAAACUAUAGAGAAAAAAUAUUUUUUUUGGCAAUUGCUUGUUGCCCUUUUAUUAGUAUAUAUUAAGAUUUUUUUUUCUAAAUUUAUAAAUCUACAAUAACCUAUGUAUAUUUGGUCCAUAAACUAAGACAUUAAUAAAA
Vanessa atalanta (red admiral) is the source of this 1974-nucleotide messenger RNA. It is a transcript of the gene Prps, whose product is annotated as ribose-phosphate pyrophosphokinase 2. Gene Ontology annotation, biological process: ribonucleoside monophosphate biosynthetic process; purine nucleotide biosynthetic process; 5-phosphoribose 1-diphosphate biosynthetic process. The transcript has 3 exons. The record is from RefSeq and is a predicted model, not a curated record. The coding region runs from base 82 to 1110 and encodes 342 amino acids. Gene Ontology annotation, cellular component: cytoplasm; ribose phosphate diphosphokinase complex. Lineage: Eukaryota; Metazoa; Arthropoda; Insecta; Lepidoptera; Nymphalidae. Gene Ontology annotation, molecular function: ribose phosphate diphosphokinase activity; magnesium ion binding.